AUUAGAAAAACAUUCAAAAGCCACAAGCUCCUCCAGUCCUCCUCCUCUCCCUUCAUUGCAUUUCCUUCAACUGCAAACAUCCGAAAGAAUCAAGCAUCUUAAAACCCUCAAUAAUGUCAUCUUCUCUCUCAAUCCCAACGCACCUCUCUUUCUAUAAAACCCUCUCAUCCCAAAACCCCCUCUUCUUUCGAAAACCCUUGAGCCUCACUCUCCCUCGCAAAACCUCAAUAAUUCGAAUGGGUGGAGGCCCAAGAACAUACCCAGGAGGAGUCUCCAAGUGGCAGUGGAAACGAAUGCAAAAAAACAAAGCUAAACAACUCCUAAAGGCUAGGCUUUCUCGGGAGAGACAGAUUUACGAAAUGAGAAAAAGGGCAGAGCUCAAAGCUUCUGUUUCUGAAUUAGAGCGUCCUUGGGAAGUUGUUCAGAAAGCACCUAAGUUGUUUUCUGUUGGUGCUGAUGAACAAGUUAAGGUUUUGGCCGACCGCUUUCAGAAACCAGGAGGGUUUGAUUUGUGGAGUGAAAGAGAUGGACCCCAGUUGUUUGAGACCCCUGAUGGGGUUCCCUCCGCCCGGUUUUUCCCUAAAGGUGUUGUACAUAGUGUGAAACCUUAUGGGAAGGUUUCUGCUUCUGGGUUUGGUGAAUUGAGUGGUGAAAUGCCGGAUUCUGAAUUAGAAAGCUAUACUGAAAGCGAAACUGAAGCGGAAAGUGAAUAUGAGAAUGAUGGAAUGUCCGUUAAUGGGAAAUUAAGCAGGGAAGAUGAGGAUGGGUCGGUUUUAGAGAGCGCGUAUGGGGAGAAUCCUGAUGGAAAAUUGGGGAUGGAUAAGAGGAAUGCAAAGAGAAUUAAUGGUAAACACAGGAAGAAGGGGAAUAGGAGGAGAUUUGGGAGUGGUUUUAAUGCAUUUGACUCAGGGCAGGUUGGUUUUGAGAAAGAGAAAAGAGUGGGGGGGAUUUCCAACUUCGAUGCUGGUGGUAAUAAUAGGAGUAAAAAUGGUAGUAGGAUUAGUAAGACUAGAGGUUUGCAGAAUCGGAGAGAUUCAAAUUCUGAAGUUCACGUUAUGAGCUUGCAACGGGAUGGGAGUUAUGGAUUCCAAGUCGAGAAUGAGAAGUUUGAUUCUGAUUCUUGGGAUGUGGAGGCAUUUGAGUUCGAUUCGUUUUAGCUUUAUAUGCCAUCAAUGGGUUGUGAAGAAAUUGGACUGGAUAUAGUGAAUUCCAGUUGCAGUAAUUUUAUAUGCUGUUAAAUUGGGAAACCCUGUUGUAUUAUUGGUCUCUUUGGAGUUUUGACACCAUAUAUGCUCUGUCGUGACAACCAGCGAGGUAUAGCAAUUGGUUUUUGAAGUGGUGGGAUGUCAAUUUAUGGAUGAUGAUCAGGUAUUCAUUGUCACCUUUUUAAUAAUUGAUUGAUGUGUAUAUGUGUCUAAUGUGUUGUGCUCUGGUAUACCGAGUCUUUCACUCUUUGCUGAAAUAACAGAAGGAAGGUGAAGAAUAGUUUAGUAUUUUUCACUUUUUAUGUUUCCAAAUAAACAUGAAUUGAAUGGAACCAUUAUGUA
Molecule: messenger RNA, 1547 nt
Organism: Populus trichocarpa (black cottonwood)
Lineage: Eukaryota; Viridiplantae; Streptophyta; Magnoliopsida; Malpighiales; Salicaceae
Exons: 1
Coding region: 114-1157 (347 amino acids)
Source: RefSeq, a predicted model, not a curated record